GGGGGAGUUGGAAGAGAUCGGGCGAUGGAGAGGAUGGCGGAGCAGUUGCGCCAGUUUCAGGACAAGGUGGAGGGAAGGCCAGAGAGGAGAGCUCGAGGAUAUCCCUUUUCGAGGGAGAUUCUCGCUGCUCCUUUGCCGAACAAUUUCAAGGAGACCAACUUGUUGUAUAACGGGUCUUCUGACCCGUCGAGUCAUGUGAGGACCUUUGAAAAUAUGGCUGUGUUACAUGGAUAUUCUGAUUCUGUUUGUUGCAGGGCGUUUCUAUCGACCUUGCGCAGAGGAGCCCUUGAUUGGUUUCACCAGUUGCCCUCUGGGUCGAUUGUGGAUUUUGAGGAUUUUGCCAGCAAGCUUACCAAUCAAUAUUCGAGAGAGGUGGCGCAUGAGAAAACGUAUUUGACGUUGAUGGCGAUGAGGCAGGGAGAGAAGGAUUCAUUGAGGAAGUAUGUCGCUCGAUAUAAACAGACGUGUUUGGAGGUGCAUUCGGCUUCAGAUGAGGUAAAGGCGGGAGGAUUGAUAAGAAGUCUUCGAGCAGGGCCUUGCCGAAUUUCCCUGGCAAAGACCCCUGCUCGAUCAUAUGAGGAGGUCUUGAAGUGGUGCAGGAAGUAUAUUAAUUUGGAAGAAAUAGAGGUAGAAUUCGCGAAGUUGGAAGGGCCGGCUCGACCAGAGCCGAAGAAGGAGCAAAGCCCACCAAGAGGGAGGUCGCCGAGGAGGAGUUCGCCCAAAAGAAGUGGGUCAAAAAAGAUAUCACCCAGGGGGAAGGAAGGAGGCGAUGGAGAUGGUCGAGGAAAGAAGCCGAGGAGAGAUGGCGAUAAGGGAGGGCACGGAGAAGAAGCCCCGAUGAAGAGAGGGGCGAUUUACAUGAUUUUCGGUGGGCCAACAGAUGGCGACUCGAAUAGGGCCAGGAAUGAGCAUGCUCGAGCUGUGAAAAGGAAGAGAGAGGAGGUGGGGAUCACGGCACGCAUGCCGGUGAUAAGUUUUAAGGCGGAGGAUACCGAGGGAGUGGUCCUACCUCACAACGAUGCUCUGGUGAUAACCGCAGAGGUUGCAGGUUUUGAUGUGAAAAGGGUGUUUAUCGAUACCGGGAGUUCGGUAGACGUGAUGUUCUAUGACUGUUUUGUGCAAAUUAACAAGGAGCUGAAUAUGGAGUUGAAACCGGUGACCACGACACUCUACGGCUUUAACGGGGGAGAGGUUAUGCCGAUGGGGGAGGUCAGUCUGCCCGUGGCGCUGGGAUCAGGAGAGCUGAGGAUGGUGUGCAUGGUGAGGUUUGUGGUCGUAGGAGCGGAAUCAUAUUAUAACAUCAUCAUGGGGCGGACGAGCUUGAAUGCGUUCCAUGCGGUC
Molecule: messenger RNA, 1341 nt
Organism: Striga hermonthica
Lineage: Eukaryota; Viridiplantae; Streptophyta; Magnoliopsida; Lamiales; Orobanchaceae
Source: the annotation of a GenBank genome assembly